CAACAAAGAGAUCUGGAGGUUCGUUUGGGUCCAGUUCGGUGGAAAGAGGUGGCCGCGACGGGCUGCAGGGCGUUUUCAGCUGAUCGGCGGCCAUGUCUCUGAGCUCUCCUCCUCCGAUUCUCUCCAUCCGGCCCUCGCGGGCGCUGGUGGACGAGGCGUUCGAGGUCCUGGUGGAGAAUCUGCCCCCGGUGUCGCCGUUCACGCUGCGCUCGCUGCACCACUCUGAGGACGGGGACGACUGGGAGGCGUACGGCCACUACUUCAGCGACCACAGCGGGAGAGUGUCAGUUUCGGAGGAUCUGAGUUUUGGAGGAACGUACUCUGGGAUGGAGCCCAUGGGUUUGAUUUGGAGCAUGCGUCCAGUUCCAGGCAGCCGCACCGGACUCAGGUUGAGGAAGAAGGACGUCACCACCCCCAUGCUGAUCACCAUCUCCCUGUACAAUGGACAUGAGGACUUCAGGGACAGCAGCCCUCUGGUUUCCAUGGUAACGGAGAGGUGGUACAUGGGCCCAGGCAUCCAGAGGAUCGAAAUCACUGAUGGAGGAUUACGAGGGGGUCUCUUUAUACCCCCAGGUCCAGGACCGUUCCCUGGGAUUCUGGACCUGUGGGGAGGCGGAGGAGGGCUGCUGGAGUAUCGCUCCGCCCUGCUGGCCUCGCGCGGUUACGUCUGUCUGGCCCUGGAGUAUUUCAAAACGGGCCAGAUGAAGUCAACAGAUAUGAGCUUUGAAUACUUUGAGAACGCCUACCAUGUCCUGAAGGACCAUCCUCUGGUCAUCCCGGACCGAGUUGGGAUCAUCAGUCUCUGCCUCGGCACCAUCGUGACCCUCAGCUUGGUGGCAGAAAGCACAGAGAUCAAGCCCUGUUGCGUCGUUUGCAUCAGCAACGUCAUCAGCAAAUCACCAGGGAAAACCCUCAGCGGGUUCCACCGAAGCAUUCCCAGCGAGUUCAAUAAGAUACGUGUGGACGAGAACAACCAUCAGAUCUGGAGGGACGUGGGGCUGGCGCUGCUGAAGGAACCGUCCAUGAAGGUGGACGUGGCCAAAAUAAACUGUCCUCUGCUGCUGGUCAACGGAUGUGAUGAUCAGAACUGGUGUGCGGUGGAAACGGCCGAUGAUAUUUCCAAGACGAUGAACGCAGCGGGGAAGGGUCACCUGCUGACCCGGCUGGACUACCCUGAGACCGGACAUCUGAUCGAGCCGCCGUUCUCGCCUCACUGCCGCGCCGGAAACUUCAUGCUGUACAGCUCCAACCAGAAAGUGAUCCAAUGCUACGGAGGGAAAACGAAGCCGCACAGCGACGCUCAGGACGACUCCUGGAGGAAGAUCCUCUGCUUCCUGCGCCACCAUCUUUACUGCAGCCAGAAAGCCAAGAUGUGACGCGCCGACAGGUUCUCACCUCAGCAGGGUUUUACGGUUCUCCACACGUUUUCUUUGGUCAAAAUAAACAUUUUCAGAGCAAAAAUACAAAUUUACAGAGAAUAAAGUCUGAAAAUUUAUUCUAAAAUUUCCAGCUUUUAUUUCAAUAAACAAGUCAAAUUAAAUUUGACUGAAAUAAUUUACAACUUUAUGUACUUUUAUAUUAAAAUCUGUUUAACUUUGUAUCCUGUGAUAAUCUUACAACAUGCCACAAACUGGGUUUGUUGUUUGUUUAUUAUUGUUAAAAAUUAAUAAUGUUUAUAUAUUUUUGUCAAAUCUUCUUCUGAUGUCGGUUUAAAUUGAAGUUUGACUUUCAUGUAGAAACUGAAAAUCAAAAGGUUUAAAAUUUAUUGCAGCUUUACAUAAAAAAUAAACUUCUGUUAGUUUUGAUGAUCACAGCUUGUAUCCAAUAUUUCAUUUUAUAAAGAUAUUUUCCUUCCACUAAACUUUUAGCCUUCUUAUCAGUAACCUUUUGUAUCUGUCAGUGUUGAUGAAUUUAAUAUUUCUGUACUAUAAUUCUAAUGUAUGAGCAACUAAACUUUGUUUUUUUGUAAAUUGAUCAUUAAAUAAACCUAACAGAUCUACUGUUGAGAUAAAAAUGUCGAUUCUUAUUUUUAUGUAUUUUGUUGUUUUAUUGUCUGAAUGAACUCAUUAAAACAAUUUU
Molecule: messenger RNA, 2079 nt
Organism: Gambusia affinis (western mosquitofish)
Lineage: Eukaryota; Metazoa; Chordata; Actinopteri; Cyprinodontiformes; Poeciliidae
Product: acyl-coenzyme A thioesterase 1-like
Exons: 11
Coding region: 93-1376 (427 amino acids)
Biological process (GO): fatty acid metabolic process; acyl-CoA metabolic process
Molecular function (GO): fatty acyl-CoA hydrolase activity
Source: RefSeq, a predicted model, not a curated record